Urocitellus parryii (Arctic ground squirrel) is the source of this 1970-nucleotide messenger RNA. RefSeq names its product RAP2B, member of RAS oncogene family (gene Rap2b). Gene Ontology annotation, cellular component: membrane. Gene Ontology annotation, biological process: Rap protein signal transduction. Gene Ontology annotation, molecular function: GTPase activity; GTP binding. Lineage: Eukaryota; Metazoa; Chordata; Mammalia; Rodentia; Sciuridae. The record is from RefSeq and is a predicted model, not a curated record.
CGAGCGCCUACGGAGCCAUGAGAGAGUACAAAGUGGUGGUGCUGGGCUCGGGCGGCGUGGGCAAGUCCGCGCUCACGGUGCAGUUCGUGACGGGCUCCUUCAUCGAGAAGUACGACCCGACCAUCGAGGACUUCUACCGCAAGGAGAUCGAAGUGGACUCGUCGCCGUCGGUGCUGGAGAUCCUGGACACGGCGGGCACCGAACAGUUCGCGUCCAUGCGGGACCUGUACAUCAAGAACGGCCAGGGCUUCAUCCUAGUCUACAGCCUGGUGAACCAGCAGAGCUUCCAGGACAUCAAGCCCAUGCGGGACCAGAUCAUCCGCGUGAAGCGGUACGAGCGCGUGCCCAUGAUCCUGGUGGGCAACAAGGUGGACCUGGAGGGCGAACGCGAGGUCUCUUACGGCGAGGGCAAGGCCCUGGCCGAGGAGUGGAGCUGCCCGUUCAUGGAGACAUCGGCCAAAAACAAAGCCUCGGUGGAUGAGCUCUUCGCCGAGAUCGUGCGGCAGAUGAACUACGCGGCUCAGCCCAACGGCGACGAGGGCUGCUGCUCGGCCUGCGUGAUCCUCUGAGGCGCCCGCGGCCGCCGGGCGCCGGCCUCGCUCUGCGCACAAAAGCCAAACGCAUCCGACUCUCUAAAUGUGAUUUCCUUUYUUGCUUUGAGAUUGGAGACGACUUUGCAUUGGCCGGGGUGUCCCGGGAGCCCGGCUGGCUUCCGGGGCCCGCAUCCCUUGCCUUCGCCCCGUGUCCGAGGGGUGCCCCGUCCUGACCAUCCGAGACCCUGGUGGAAAUGUGGCUCUUUGCAGCAUGAGUAGCUGGAAAUUUAGAUCGGGUUCCUUUCCUGCCAGCUUGGAAGGGCAACCCCUCGUGACUGGUUGUGAUUCUGAGGAUGUCUAUGCAAAGUUGGAUUCUUGUUACAUUGUAUCCAAUCUGAAGUAUUGCACAUCUGAACUGGGACUGUUAACACUGAUGCCAAUACAGUGUGGGGUGCCAGAAAGUGUCUGCUGAUAUUUGUGGAAAAAAAAAAUCUAUUUUGUUUACCUACUGUAUCAAAGGGGAGCCUUGGGAGAAUGGUAGUAUUUUUUUUUAUCAGCUGUGAAAAAAAAAUGUUACAGAUCCUGCACAUUUUUGUGUGUACUAUGGUGUGUGUGUGUUUUAAGUUUAGCUUUUUUUUUUAAAAAAAAAUUUCUUUUGGUUGGCAGCAACAGAUUUUAAUAACUAGCUUUUAAAAAUAUAAUACAAAGACUUUGUAAAUGUGAUUCAGGGCCCCCAGCACCCCUGUGUCUGCAGAGUGCCUUCAAAACUCAGCUGUUCAGCCGCUGCCAACGGUGAACUUCCCACCAGUACCAGAAUCUGCUAUUCCCCAAACCACUUACCAAUUUCCUUUCAGUAAUCUUCCUGAAGGAGCCAGGACAAUAGGGCGUGUUGUUCAGUGAAUUUAUUAUUUUCAGCCUUUAAAAUGUAAUGUCCAUGUCUUGCAAUGGGUUGUUCCCCCCCCUUUUUUUGGCUUCAUUUUGUUCAAAUUUCAGGUAUUUAGCUCCCCUUACAUAUUAUUUUUUAAAUGUUUUGAUUUUCUGUUAUAGGGUGUACCUUCAGAAGCAAGAGCAAAAUUUCACUGUUAUGAUGUAUCAAGUUCUAAUUGUAAUUUUAAUUCCACUCGUUUAAUCAUUGUCUCUUCAUUUUAAGACUUUUAAUACAAAUGUCAUUUUUAAAGAAACAAGCCCAAAAGUAUUGUUUGUGUUUCUGUGUUUCAUAUUCUGUGAUGUACAGCAUCAGUGGUAAUGCAGUAUCAUGGCUGAGGUAGGCAGGGGCAGGAAGCAGAGCUGUCAAAUUUUGAAGAUAAACGGAUGUAUUUCUGUGACAAGUUGGGUGUGACAUUCCUUCCAACUUCUUAAAUGUGGAGAAAGUCCUCAGGCCUAGGAAGCCCUGGCCAUACCUGCUGACUAAAAGAUGAGGAGGCAUCUUGGUUGUAU